Colletotrichum graminicola M1.001 is the source of this 2241-nucleotide messenger RNA. Its product is annotated as melibiase. Gene Ontology annotation, biological process: carbohydrate catabolic process. The transcript is spliced from 3 exons. Gene Ontology annotation, molecular function: alpha-galactosidase activity. NCBI's taxonomy places the organism in Eukaryota, Fungi, Ascomycota, Sordariomycetes, Glomerellales, Glomerellaceae. The record is from RefSeq and is a predicted model, not a curated record. The coding region runs from base 1 to 2241 and encodes 746 amino acids.
AUGGCUGGAUAUUGUCGGUUUAUUUGUCUCGUCGUUGCGGCUUUCGCGGCAGUUCUCACCGGCCAAGUAUUAGCACAGAAUUCGUCGGCAAAUGGCAUCGUCGUAGACGGCAAGUCUUUUGCCCUCAAUGGCGACCACUCCUCUUACCGCUUUCAUGUGGACGAGCUUACGGGUGACCUCUACUCUGACCACUUUGGAGGCCCGGCUACAGAGAGCAUGGCCAUGCUGCCUCCUGCUACCAAUGGCUGGGUCGGCAUGAUGGGCCGUGUCAAACGGGAGUAUCCCGAUCUUGGCCGUGGGGAUUUCCGCAUCCCUGCGCUGCAAAUCCGCCAGUCUGAGGGAUACACCGUCAGCGAUCUCCAAUAUCGAUCCCACCGAGUUGCUCAAGGAAAGCCUGGUUUGCCCGGUCUACCUGCGACCUUUGGCAAUGAGGAUGAAGUCUCUACUCUAAUCGUCUCCCUGUACGACAACUAUAGCUCUAUAGCUGUUGACCUCUCAUACUCUAUCUUCCCCAAGUACGACGCCAUUGUGAGGAGCGUCAACAUCACAAAUGAAGGACAGGGCAACAUCACUAUCGACAAGGCCGCAGCCCUUAGCAUUGACUUGCCAUUUGCAGACAUGGAAAUGAUCGAGUUGAGAGGAGAUUGGGCACGGGAGGCCAUGAGACUUCGUCGGAAAGUCGACUACGGGACACAAGGAUUCGGGAGCACAACUGGCUACUCGUCGCAUCUCCACAAUCCGUUCCUGGCGCUCGUAUUUCCAGAGACCACUGAGUCUCAAGGCGAAGCCUGGGGGUUCUCUCUCGUCUACACAGGCUCUUUCUCCGUUGAGGUUGAGAAAGGAUCUCAAGGCUUCACUCGUGCCAUGCUCGGCUUCAACCCCUACCAGCUUUCCUGGCCUCUCGGACCAGGGGAGACCCUCACUACUCCGGAAGUCGUCGCCGUGUACUCGCAAACGGGAGUUGGUGGCUUGUCGCGGAAAUACCACCGUCUCUACCGGAAUCACCUCAUGAGGGGCCAGUAUGUUGAUCAAACUCGUCCAGCAUUGCUUAAUAGCUGGGAGGGCCUUUACUUUGACUACAACGCGAGCACAAUCUACGAAUUGGCGCAGGAAGCGGCCCAGCUCGGUGUCAAGCUUUUCGUUCUGGAUGACGGGUGGUUUGGCAAAGAGUAUCCCCGGAUAAAUGACACCGCUGGUCUCGGCGAUUGGGCGUUCAACCCAGACCGCUUCCCUGAUGGUAUGCCCGCUCUCGUCAACAAAGUAGUUGAUCUCCAAGUCGCCAACUCGUCGGACAAGCUCAGUUUCGGCCUCUGGUUCGAGCCCGAGAUGGUCAAUCCCAACUCGACUCUUUACCGGACUCAUCCAGACUGGGUUCUUCAUGCAGGCAACUAUCCCCGGACUGAAAGGCGGAGCCAACUUGUGCUCAAUGUGGCGCUCCCUGAGGUACAAGAGUUCAUUAUUGAGUCGGUCUCAAACAUUCUAUCAAGCGCUCCUAUUUCAUACGUCAAGUGGGAUAACAACAGGGGCUUCCACGAAACCCCCACUCCCGGCAUCGGUCACUCCUACAUGCUUGGCAUAUACCAUGUUUUCGAGGUCCUCACAUCCCGGUUCCCGAAUGUGCUUUGGGAAGGCUGUGCAUCCGGCGGUGGUCGUUUCGACCCCGGCAUCCUUCAUUAUUUCCCCCAAAUAUGGACAUCCGACAACACAGACGCUCUGGACCGCAUUUUUAUUCAGUUCGGUACAUCCCUGGCGUACCCGCCCGCUGCAAUGGGAGCGCACGUCUCGGCGGUGCCCAAUCAUCUCACUGGACGGACAAUUCCCAUCAAGUUCCGCGCACAUGUGGCCAUGAUGGGCGGAUCCUUCGGUCUCGAGCUGAACCCGGCAGAUAUUUCCAAGGAGGACAAAGCGCAGAUCCCGGGUCUGAUGGCACUCAGCGAGCUUGUCAACCCAAUUGUCAUCAGGGGUGACUUGUGGCGCCUCAGCCUACCGGAGGACUCGAACUGGCCGGCCGCGAUGGUCAUCUCAGAGGACAGUUCGCAGGCGGUUCUUUUCUACUUCCAGAUACGCUCAUUUUAUAACCACGCCUUGCCACGACUCCGCCUGCAAGGACUAGACCCAGAAGAAUCCUACUCGCUGGACGGCAACGGAACUUACUCUGGAGCCACGUUGAUGAGCACCGGAGUGCAGUAUGAUUUCGAAGGGGACUACGAUAGCCGCGUUGUGAUGAUCCAGAGAGUUUAG